Molecule: messenger RNA, 5058 nt
Organism: Brassica napus (rape)
Lineage: Eukaryota; Viridiplantae; Streptophyta; Magnoliopsida; Brassicales; Brassicaceae
Product: ETO1-like protein 2
Exons: 5
Coding region: 228-3005 (925 amino acids)
Biological process (GO): negative regulation of ethylene-activated signaling pathway
Molecular function (GO): protein binding
Source: RefSeq, a predicted model, not a curated record
CACUACCAAACUAGUCAGUGAAGUUCGCAACCUGUUCUGCCUUUUUUUAAAGAAUCGAUGCUAUUUCUCUUUUUCUCUCCGUUAAAGUUUUGACCUUUUUGUUUUUAAACGAAUCACACUCCUCAUCGUGUACAGAGCCUCCCUCUCUCCACUUCCACUUACUUCUUUGUAAGCCUCUCUUCUUUUCUCUCCAACCCUUUCCUCCAAUCUCUCUUCCGAUUUCAAGAAUGCGGAAUCUAAAGCUAUUCGAGAGGUUCAAGAGCACUCAAAUCCACGCCUUCACUUCAUCACAAGACUCUCCUUCCACAAGCACCAAUGGCAGGAGCAGCAGCAGCAGCAGCCCUCGGAUGAACUUCCUACGCCACCCCAAAUCAACCUCCAAAUCCUUCUCUCGCUCGCUUCUCCCUCACGGCUUCCCCACCACAGACCUCCUCGAGCCUCCUCUGGACUCUAACCUCAAACCCAUCGACUUGGUCGAGUCCUUAUCGAAUCUCUACAGAAGAAUCGAGUCGAGCUCCGAGUCCGAGACCUCGAUGCUCUACCUCGAGCAGUACACUGUCCUCCGCAGCCUCGGCGACGCCAAGCUCCUGCGCAGGUGUUUGCUCAACGCCAGGAGGCACGCCGUUGAUGUCCCUUGUAAGGUUGUUUUAUCCGCUUGGUUGAGAUUCGAGAGGAGAGAGCACGAGCUUGUGGGAGUUGAGUCUAUGGAUUGUAAUGGGUUUGCUAUUGAAUGUCCCAAGAGUAGUUUGAGUCGUGGUUGUGAUUUGAAUCUAGUCAACGAGCAUUGUAAAUGUUGUGAGGAAGAGGAGAUUAAAGUCUCUAUAGCAGAUGAGUUUUCUGGUCUAGACGAGGAGAGUGAUUUCACCUUCUGUGUGGGUUUAGAGAAGGCUAAGUGUGUUAGGUCGCGAAUAGCAUCCCUUUCACGGCCCUUUGAGGCUAUGCUGUACGGUUCUUUUAUCGAAUCAAGAGCUUCUGAGAUCGAUUUCUCGGAGAACGGCAUCUCAGUUGAAGCAAUGGUGGCGUUGAACAUAUACAGUAGACUCAAAAGAGUUGAUUUGUUCCGUGUCGAAACCGUCUUUGAGCUUCUUGGACUAGCCACCAAGUUCUGCUGCGACGACCUCAAGUCUGCUUGCGAGUCUCGUUUGGCUUCAUCUAUCACUGACCUUGACAAAGCGUUAACCUUUGUAGACUACGCGCUGGAGGAGCGCGCUGAGCUGCUCUUAUCAGCUUGCUUGCAGGUGUUUCUGAGAGAGCUUCCUCAGUCUCUCCACAGCUCCAAAGUGAUGAGACUCUUCUGCAGCUCCGAGGCGAAAGAAGGGUUAAGUUUCCUCGGUUCGGAGUGUUUGUUCACGCUGUACUACUUCCUCAGCCAAGUAGGGAUGGAAGAGAGGCUCGCCACGGAGGCUAUGCUGGUGUUGCUGGAGAGAACUCGUGAGUUUGCUCGCGCAAACUGGCAGAAGGCUGUGGCCUUGCAUCAGAUGGGGUGUGUUCUGUUCGAGAGGAAGGAUUACAAAGCAGCUCAGUUUCAUUUCAGAUUAGCUUCAAGCUUAGGGCAUGUCUACUCAUUGGCUGGGGUAUCAAGAACUGAGUAUAAACAAGGGAAGACGUACUCGGCGUACAAGCUCAUGAACUAUCUCAUCUCUAAGCACAAGCCACGUGGAUGGAUGUACCAGGAGAGGUCUCUUUACAACGUAGGGGAUGAUGAGAAGCUUAAAGAUCUAGCAACCGCCACUGAGCUUGACCCUACGCAGACGUUUCCUUACAAGUAUAGGGCUGUGAUGAAGUUCGAGCGGAAGCAGGUUAAAGAAGCGUUCGAGGAGGUUGAUAGAUUGAUUCAGUUCAAGCUUACUCCAGACUGUCUCGAGCUGAGGGCGUGGCUGUUUUUAGCCGUUGGUGACAAAGAGAGUUGUUUGAGAGAUAUAAGAGCAGUGCUGACUUUGGAGCCGAAGUAUGUUGUGUUUGGUGGGAGGAUGAGAAAUGAUUUGGUGGAGGCAUUGACCGCGCAGUGUAGUGAAGUAGAUUGUUGGGUGAAGCUUUACGAUAGAUGGUCAGCGGUGGAUGAUGUUGGUUCGUUGGGUGUUGUUCAUCAGAUGCUUCAGAAUGAUCCCAGCAAAAACUUUCUGAGGUUUAGACAAUCUCUUCUUCUCUUAAGAUUGAAUUGUCAAGGAGCUGCGAUGAGGUGCUUGAGAAUGGCAUGGAACUUGGCUGCUUCUGAGGCGGAGAGGUUGGUCUACGAAGGUUGGCUUUUAUACGACAUGAGUUAUGUAGACGAAGCUCUUACUAAAGCUGAGAAGGCAAUCUCCAUUCAACGCUCCUUUGAAGCAUUUUUCCUCAAAGCAUAUGUUCUAGCUGAGAAGAAUCUCGACCCGGACGAGAGCUCUUGCGUGGCUCAGGUUCUAGAGGAAGCCCUCAAGUGUCCUUCCGAUGGGCUACGCAAAGGACAGGCUCUGAACAAUCUUGGGAGCAUCUACAUCGACUGUUCGAUGCUAGAUCAAGCUGAAACUGCAUACAAGAACGCUCUAGAGAUCCAACACACUCGUGCACAUCAAGGCCUAGCAAGAGUUUACUUCCUGAAGAAUCAACGUAAAGAAGCGUGCGAGGAGAUGACAAAGCUGAUUAACAAGGCGUUUAGCAAAGCAGCAGCUUACGAGAAACGGUCUGAGUACUGCGAACGUGAAAAAGCCAAAGAAGAUCUCGACAUGGCCACAACACUUGACCCUCUGCGAACCUAUCCUUACAGAUACCGAGCUGCCGUCCUGAUGGAUGAUCAGAGAGAGACAGAAGCAGUGGAAGAGCUGUCUAAGGCUAUAGCUUUCAGACCGGAACUGCAAACGCUGCAUCUCAGAGCAGCGUUCCACGAGGCUACGGGGAAGCUUUCAUUGGCUGCGCAAGACUGCGAAGCUGCUCUCUGUUUGGACCCUAACCACACCGAGACGCUUCAUCUAUACAGCAGAUCCAAGGAUCAAGCUUCAUCCAUUGACAACACCAUUGUUGGCUUAGAUUAGUAGUUUCUAAGGGGACACCUAAAGGGCAGGCUCCUUUGUCUUUAGUUUCCAUCUGUGGUUAUGAUCUCCAUCUCAGUCCACCACCGUGGAGAUAGCCUAGGCAGUGCUGCAUCAGCUUCUAUUCCGGUGAUCUCCCUCAACUUCACCGCAACCUUUCUCAUUGUUGGCCUUUGAGCUGAGUAUGGAUUCAUACACUGCCUAACCACUCCCAACAACCUCUCAGCAACAUCCUCCUGAAACGUUUUCAGGGUCGGGUCUACAAGAUCUCUCGCCGGCUUGGGUUCAAGAAACAAAGAAUCAGGGUCUGGGAGCCUCCCGCUGAUGAUUUCAAACAAAACGGCGCCAAAGUUUAAGACGUUGGUUUGUGGAUCAAGCGUUGAGUGUUCUAAAAGGUUCUUGCUCGAGGAGGAUUCUUUGGAGGGGGAGAUGAAGUUGAGGACGGAGAAGUCUGAGACUUUGGCGGCGUUGUCUUCGGUUAAGUAGAUACAAGAGGAGUCCAAGUUGGUGUGCAAGAUGGGUGGGUUGAGAUUGUGCAUGUGCUCUAGACAGUAAGCUAUUCCCAUGAAGAUUCUGAGUCUUGUAGGCCAGUCCAAGUGCUCCGUGUGUUGAGCUUCCAUGAAAAAGAUCAGUUCAACCGCUUACAGAUCAGAUUGUGUUAAGUUUAAAAAAUAGAGUACUCACAGUGCAGAUGCUCGGAGAGUGAUCCAUUAGGAGCGUAUUCGAAAACAAGCAUUCUGUGGAAGGGCUCGUUCUCAUGGCAAUACCCAAUCACAUUCAGAAAGUUCUUGUGAUCUACUUUUGCUAACUUACGAAUCUGCACAGACAGAGAAGAAUCAUUUUCUGUUGAAAACAAGCACAUUACCAGGUUUCUGAUACCUUUUGUAGCAGCUGUAUUUCCAUAUCGGUAGACCAGUUUGCACGAGAACCAGCCGCGAUGGAGACGACAGCAAUUUCAGCACCAGUGGAUAAAGUCCCUUUAUAGAUGGUACCGUCUGAGAAAGAGCCAAUGAUGUUACUGAAGUCUUCACAUGCUGCUUGUAGCUCUGAUAGCUGCUGCCUCGGAACAUCUGCCACAGUGCAAAACUAUAGCAUCAGAGAAGAGAAGAAGGAUAGAGAGUGAAGACUAAAGAGCGUGUGUUGCCUGUGAUAAGAGGAUUUUGAAGCUGGCCACUGCUGGUCCAAGGCUUGAUUGGAAUUUUUCGGGUGUGGAUAAGAAAGAAGAUGAUUAAUGCCACCGAGACUGUGAACACGCCAACGACUAUGCCCACGAUCAUAGAAAUAUUAAUAGUCUUUUUAGUCCUUGGAGGUGGAGACAGAAGUUGUGGAGGAGGAUCAGAAGGUGGGUUUGGGGUUUGUGCUGUCCUGACACUACUAGGAGGAGGGCUUGGGGUUCCAUCUCCUCCUGGUGGUGUUUGAGUUUCUGGUGCUGGAGGUGGUUUUGUGGAGCCUUCAAAUGCUUGAUCAGGAGAUGGAGGGGAGGCACCCACAGCAGGAUCUUUGCCCGGAAGAGGUGGUGUCUCUACCAGGCUGCGACGGUUCCAAGAAGCUUCGGAUUGGAUCAGUGAGUGAUCUUGAGAAGGAUCAAAGACUUCUGCAGGUUUUUCAGGAAAUAAACUGUCAUAAUACAAAAGAUUGUAGAGAGAGACAGAGAUAAGGAUGGAAGAAAGUUACCUUGAGUUUUGAGAUUCAGAGGAAGAAAGGUGAGGAAGAUGAUGGAGAAUGCUGUUCGGAGAUUGAAUCUCAUAGGAGAUUCCAUAGCUUCUGUGCCCUUUCUUCCUGAAAGAAGAAGGAACAAGAGGAGCAGUUGAAGAUUGAAGUCGUCUCUCAGGGACAAAGGAAGACUAAUCAACGGUUGCUACUCUUUUAACCUUUUUUUUAAUUUAAAUAAAUUGCUUAUUAUUCCAAUCAUGAAACUUGUUGACUUGUAUGGUUAUGUCCUUUACCUCUAAUUGGUCUAUUUCGUGAAUGUAUCUAGCUUUCCUUUUACUGGAUCUAACAGUCUCUUCUUGUUAAAUCUCGUUGUGGUGGCAAUCAAGUUGCGGGUUUUGUGGUA